Molecule: messenger RNA, 726 nt
Organism: Lucilia sericata (common green bottle fly)
Lineage: Eukaryota; Metazoa; Arthropoda; Insecta; Diptera; Calliphoridae
Product: beta-1,3-glucosyltransferase-like
Exons: 3
Coding region: 1-726 (241 amino acids)
Cellular component (GO): membrane
Molecular function (GO): acetylglucosaminyltransferase activity
Source: RefSeq, a predicted model, not a curated record
AUGUUAUUGAAAGCUCCCUUGAAAUUAAUUUUUGUAUAUUUUUAUGUUAACACAAUACCAACAAUUAAAACUAACAUACCAAAUGUUGAGAUGGAACAUUGUGCUAAAACAAUACCAAUUCUAAAAUUAGCUCUGAGGAAAAUUGAAAACUACAAUAACAAACAACUCAAACUCAUUUCAGGUGUUUGCCAAGUACUUGGUUGUUACAAUUCAAUGGAGGAAAUUUAUUUGGGUGAACGCUACGGCUAUAGUUCAUAUGCUGAAGAUGGUUUCAAUUAUAUUACGGGUGGUGGUGGCAUUACCUUCUCAUUGCCAGUGGUUAAACUUAUUUUGCAGCAUUGUUCGUGUCCUUCAGCUACGGCGCCUGAUGAUAUGAUUUUGGGCUCUUGUUUGCAUUCACUUCAAUUGAAAGCUUUGCACUCGUCAAGGUUUCAUCAGGCUCGCCCUAAUGACUAUCCCUUGGAGUUACUGCAGCUAGAACCGCCAGUUUCGUUUCACAAAUUUUGGCAAAUUGAUCCAAUUGAAGUCUACAGUGAAUGGAUUGGCGCUGAGGACCAUCAGCUGUUAGCUAAGGAAAAUCAUGUACAUGAAAAUCUUAUUGAUUUGGAUUAUAGUUCCAAGAAUCGUAAACUGUUAGCCAAAACGGAACCCUUCAAUUUAAAUGAGAUUCCUGUUACUUUAGAAACUUCAUUUUAUCAUUCCAAGGAACAACAUGUUGAUCUUUAA